Molecule: messenger RNA, 1845 nt
Organism: Pistacia vera
Lineage: Eukaryota; Viridiplantae; Streptophyta; Magnoliopsida; Sapindales; Anacardiaceae
Product: UDP-glucose 6-dehydrogenase 1-like
Exons: 2
Coding region: 177-1619 (480 amino acids)
Biological process (GO): glycosaminoglycan biosynthetic process
Cellular component (GO): nucleus; cytosol
Molecular function (GO): NAD binding; UDP-glucose 6-dehydrogenase activity
Source: RefSeq, a predicted model, not a curated record
GGUUUAAUUUUGUAUAUUUAUAAUCCUAGGUUGCUUUGCUUCGCCUUAAACGUAGUUUGUUGUUGCGUACAAUAGUCCUGGUCCAUCACUUAUAUAUUUUUUCACUUUCUGCUGUGGGGUUCUUGUGAUUUUCCUGCGUAUUUUGAGAUAAAUAAGUUUCUAUAUAAACAUCAAAAAUGGUGAAGAUCUGUUGCAUUGGAGCUGGCUAUGUUGGGGGCCCAACCAUGGCGGUUAUUGCGCUCAAGUGCCCCAAGAUUGAAGUAACUGUUGUGGACAUCUCAGUUCCAAGGAUCACAGCUUGGAACAGCGAUCAGCUCCCUAUUUAUGAACCCGGUCUUGAUGAGGUGGUGAAGCAGUGCAGAGGGAAGAACCUCUUCUUCAGUACUGAUGUUGAGAAACAUGUCUCAGAGGCAGACAUAAUUUUUGUUUCAGUUAAUACCCCAACAAAAACUCAAGGCCUUGGCGCCGGCAAAGCUGCAGACCUUACAUAUUGGGAGAGUGCAGCUAGAAUGAUAGCUAAUGUAUCGAAGUCUGACAAGAUUGUUGUCGAGAAAUCGACAGUACCUGUGAAAACAGCUGAGGCCAUUGAAAAAAUCCUGACUCACAAUAGCAAGGAAAUCAAAUAUCAAAUUCUCUCAAACCCGGAAUUUCUUGCUGAGGGUACUGCCAUACAGGACCUUUUUAAUCCUGACAGGGUUCUCAUUGGAGGCAGAGAAACUCCUGAUGGCCAAAAGGCAAUUCAAGCAUUGAAACAUGUUUAUGCUCAUUGGGUGCCUGAAGAUAGGAUCAUCACAACCAACCUCUGGUCAGCUGAGCUCUCCAAACUAGCUGCCAAUGCCUUCCUGGCUCAAAGGAUUUCUUCAGUCAAUGCUAUGUCAGCUCUCUGUGAGGCUACCGGUGCUGAUGUUACUCAGGUUUCUCAUGCUGUUGGGAAGGACUCGAGAAUUGGAUCCAGGUUUCUAAACGCGAGUGUUGGUUUUGGUGGCUCUUGCUUUCAGAAGGAUAUACUGAACUUGAUAUACAUCUGUGAGUGCAAUGGCCUCACAGAAGUUGCUAACUACUGGAAACAAGUUAUUAAGGUGAAUGACUACCAAAAGAACCGUUUCGUGAAUCGGAUUGUUUCUUCCAUGUUUAAUACUGUUUCAGGCAAGAAGAUUGCUGUUCUGGGUUUCGCCUUUAAGAAGGACACAGGCGACACAAGGGAAACUCCAGCUAUUGAUGUCUGCAAUGGGCUGCUGGGCGACAAAGCUCGCUUGAGCAUAUAUGACCCGCAGGUCACAGAGGAUCAAAUUCGAAGAGAUCUUUCAAUGAACAAGUUUGAUUGGGAUCAUCCAAUUCACCUCCAGCCGGCGAGCCCCUCUGCAGUGAAAAGAGUGAACGUGGUUUGGGAUGCAUAUCAGGCAACAAAGGAUGCUCAUGGGGUCUGCAUUCUUACUGAGUGGGAUGAAUAUAAGACACUGGAUUAUCAAAGGAUUUAUGAUAACAUGCAAAAACCCGCAUUCAUAUUUGAUGGGCGAAACAUUUUGGAUGGUGCAAAGCUAAGGGAGAUUGGAUUCAUAGUUUACUCAAUUGGGAAGCCAUUGGAUCCAUGGCUCAAAGACACAAUUUCUAUGGCAUAAGAUAGAGUUUCAUCGCAUGGGGUCUAAAGCUCAGGAAUGGAGAUCUUAUUCAUUUUUAUAUAUUUUUUUUUUUCCAAUUUCUGGUGAUUAUGGCUUUAAAAUCAUAUUAUUUGUUGUCUUGCUCUAAAAUCAUAGUAUUUGUUGUCUUACCAGAAAUUUAAUACCUAGUAAUUUGCUGUUACAAGAAUAAAAGAUAAAUGAUUUUGCAAAAAUAAUGGUAAUAGAA